Verticillium dahliae VdLs.17 is the source of this 714-nucleotide messenger RNA. Its product is annotated as eukaryotic translation initiation factor 3. NCBI's taxonomy places the organism in Eukaryota, Fungi, Ascomycota, Sordariomycetes, Glomerellales, Plectosphaerellaceae. Gene Ontology annotation, biological process: translational initiation. Gene Ontology annotation, molecular function: translation initiation factor activity. The transcript has a single exon. The coding region runs from base 1 to 714 and encodes 237 amino acids. The record is from RefSeq and is a predicted model, not a curated record. Gene Ontology annotation, cellular component: cytoplasm; eukaryotic translation initiation factor 3 complex.
AUGCUCCAGCACAUCCUCGUCUACGUAUCGAGGACCAAGAACUUCCAGAAGAGCGCGCAGUACGACUCGAUCACCAAGAAGAACGAGCAGAUGUACGCCCUCAUCGCCAUCUGCGUGGCCUUCCAGCCGACGCGUCUCGACGACACGAUCCACACGGCCCUGCGCGAGAAGUACGGCGACCAGCUCCUGAAGCUGCAGCGCGGCGGGCCCGAGUCGCUCCCCAUCUUCGAGGAGCUCUUCCGCACGGCGUGCCCCAAGUUCAUCUCGCCCACGCCCCCCGACUUUGAGAACCCCGAGGCCAACAUUGACCCGGUCGAGCACCACCUCUCCAUCUUCAUGGACGAGGUCAAGACCAACAUGUGGAGCCCCACCAUCAAGUCGUACCUCCGCCUGUACACGACCAUGGACCUCAACAAGCUGUCGGGCUUCCUCGACGUCAAGCCCGACGAGCUCCGCGCCUGGCUCCUCGUCAGCAAGCAGCGCACCAAGCAGCUGCGCUGGUCCGAGAACAGCCUGCUCGACGGCGACCUCGUCAACGUCAGCGACCUCGACUACGCCAUGCAGAACGUGAGUCGAGCCCGUUUCGGAGACGGCACCACUGGAAGAACGAGAGCUAACAAAGGACCGCAGGACCUCAUCCACAUUUCCGAGGCCAAGGUCGGACGCAAGCUGGUGGACUGGUACCUCCGCAACCUGUCGCGCACCUACACUUAG